AUGGCUUCCUGUGUUGAUUGCAAACCCAAAAUAGUCACCGGCUCGUUGGGUUAUGUCCUCGAAGACGUUCCACAUUUAUCCGAUUAUAUUCCUAACCUUCCUACAUUUUCUAAUCCUUUGCAGAACAAUCCCGCAUAUUCAGUAGUCAAGCAGUAUUUCGUGCACGUAGAUGACACUGUUCCUCAUAAGGUUGUUGUUCACAAAGAUAGUCCAAGAGGUGUACAUUUUCGGCGUGCAGGACCUCGCCAAAGGGUGUAUUUCCAACCAGACGAAGUUCAGGCAGCCAUUGUCACAUGCGGGGGUCUAUGCCCUGGACUCAACACUGUCAUUAGAGAAUUAGUAUGUGCCCUGUACCAUAUGUACGGUGUUAAGAGAGUUCUGGGAAUCGAUGGAGGUUACCGGGGCUUCUACGCUCGCAAUACAGUUAAUUUGAAUCCUAAGAAUGUGAACGAUAUACAUAAACGUGGAGGAACUGUUCUUGGGACGUCACGAGGUGGACAUGACACAACUAAGAUAGUCGACAAUAUUCAAGAUCGGGGGAUCAAUCAGGUUUAUAUAAUAGGAGGAGAUGGAACUCAGAAGGGAGCGUCUUUCAUUUUUGAGGAAAUUAGAAGGCGUGGCCUAAAAGUUGCAGUUGCUGGAAUUCCCAAAACCAUUGAUAAUGACAUCAUGGUUAUAGAUAAAUCCUUCGGGUUUGACACAGCAGUUGAGGAGGCUCAACGUGCUAUAAAUGCAGCACAUGUUGAAGCUGAAAGCAUUGAGAAUGGCAUUGGCGUUGUGAAGCUGAUGGGUCGUUAUAGUGGGUUUAUUGCAAUGUAUGCUACCCUGGCAAGUCGAGAUGUGGACUGUUGCCUGAUUCCGGAGUCAAACUUUUACCUUGAAGGUGAAGGUGGGCUUCUUGAGUAUAUAGAGAAAAGGCUCAAAGAAAAUGGGCACAUGGUUAUAGUCAUUGCCGAAGGGGCAGCGCAAGACCUUGUUUCAGAGAGCAUGCAAACCAUGGCCAAGCAGAAGGAUGCUUCUGGAAAUAAGCUUCUUCAAGAUGUUGGCCUUUGGAUAUCCCACAAGAUCAAGGACCAUUUUGCCAAACAUAAAACCAUGACCAUUAAUCUCAAAUAUAUAGAUCCAACCUAUAUGAUUCGGGCUGUUCCAAGUAAUGCAUCUGACAACGUCUACUGCACACUCCUUGCUCAAAGUGCUGUCCACGGAGCAAUGGCAGGUUAUACUGGCUUUACCAGUGGACUUGUCAAUGGAAGAUACACUUACAUACCUUUUUACAGAAUUACAGAGAGACAGAACUGUGUGGUGAUAACUGAUAGAAUGUGGGCACGGGUUCUGUCAUCAACGAAUCAGCCCAGCUUUUUGGGUCCUAAAGACGUCAUUACAGACCAAAGGGAAGAAACAGAAAUGUUAGAUGAGAUUGAUGAUCUUUCUUUAAAUGACAUUAUGGUCAAUACGGAAGGUGCAAUCUAA
This is a messenger RNA of Neltuma alba, 1470 nucleotides long. Its product is annotated as ATP-dependent 6-phosphofructokinase 3-like. The transcript is spliced from 13 exons. Gene Ontology annotation, biological process: glycolytic process; fructose 6-phosphate metabolic process. Bases 1 to 1470 code for a protein of 489 amino acids. The record is from RefSeq and is a predicted model, not a curated record. NCBI's taxonomy places the organism in Eukaryota, Viridiplantae, Streptophyta, Magnoliopsida, Fabales, Fabaceae. Gene Ontology annotation, molecular function: 6-phosphofructokinase activity; ATP binding.